GAUCGGACGGUGGAGAUUUCUCGUUCUAUUUUCAGUGAGCGGGCUCCCUAUCAUCUUCUUCUUCCUCGUCCUCCGAUGAGAUUGAGCGCACGGAGGAUCGGAGAGGGGGGAGGUGCGCCAUGGAAUGAGAGAGAGAGCUCUUUGUUCAUAAAAGAGAAGGAAACCGCUCUACUCCAUGUGAGCAUCAAAAGCCAAAAACCGUUCCCUUCUCCUCAUCUCCUCUCGAGGUUUAUGUUUUGCAAUUCGGCAACUUUUCGAGCCUUUCGGAAUUAGGAUUUUGGAGUAAUAUAUUGAAUGCUUGAUUUGAUCGAUGCACGUCAUUGCUAAUAGCAUGUAGCACUGGAAUGAGCCGAACUCUGCUUCCUAGACAUGUGGCUGCUGUCAUAAGGCACCAGAAGGAACCUCUUAGGGCUCUUGAUAUGUUCAAUUCUGCAGCAAAAGACGAUGGAUUCAGGCAUACACUCUACACCUACAAAUGUAUGGUCGAUAAACUUGGACUCCAUGGCGAGUUUAAGGCCAUGGAGACUGUUAUCUCAGAAAUGAGAUCUAAUAUUGACAAUUCUUUUCUUGAAGAAGUGUACGUUAGUGCGAUGAAAAGCUAUGGGAAAGGAGGGAGGCUUCAAGAGGCUGUCAAUGUGUUUGAGCAAAUGGACUUUUUCGGUUGUGAGCCGACCGUUAUAUCUUAUAAUGUAAUUAUGAACAUCUUGGUUGAAUAUAGAUACUAUGAUCAAGCUCACAAAGUGUAUCUGAGGAUGCUGGAUAAGAAAGUUAUUCCAGAUGUCCACACCUUUACCGUUAGAAUAAAAUCCUUCUGCAGAACAGGAAGACCCCACGCAGCUCUUAGGCUUCUUAGAAACAUUCAAGAAAGAGGUUAUGAUGCGAUAGCAGUUGCGUAUUGUACAGUGAUCUGUGGACUUUAUGAAGAUAAUUUUCAAGUUGAGGCGUAUGAUCUGUUCGACGAAAUGCUUAGAAGAGAAAUUUUCCCUGAUAUAGUUACCUUUAACAAGGUAAUGCAUGUGCUUUGUAAAAAAGGUGAAGUUUUAGAAAGCAAUAAACUUCUUGCCAAGGUUAUGAAGCGAGGCAUGUCCCUAAAUUUAUUUACAUACAAUAUACUGAUUCAGGGGCUCUGCAAAGAAAGCAAGUUGACAGAGGCCAUCUCUUUGUUGGAAAAUUUGGAUAGUAACAUGGUUCCUGAUGCGAUCACUUAUAAUACACUUAUAAGCGGCUUGUGCAAGAACGCUAAGGUUCUUGAGGCUGAGAACUAUCUACACAAAAUGGUAAAUCAAGGCUGCGCUCCAGAUGAUUUUACCUACAAUACUAUUAUAGAUGGGUAUUGCAAAAUAGGUAUGGUACAAAAGUCUUCUGAAAUCUUAAAGGAUGCAGUUUUUAAGGGAUUUGCCCCUGAUCGAGUAACAUAUUGCUCUCUCAUUAAUGGUAUGUGUCAGGAAGGUGACAUCAAUAGGGCUCUGGAAUUAUUUAACGAGGCUAAAAGCAAAGCCUUGAAGCCCGAUAUUCUUGUGUACAACUCGCUUAUAAAGGGUCUCUCUCGACAAGGCUUAAUCUUACAGGCGUUGGAGGUCAUGAAUGAGAUGUUAGAAAAUGGCUGUAAUCCAGAUAUUUGGACAUACAAUAUCAUCAUAAAUGGGCUAUGCAAGAUGGGUAAUGUUUCUGAUGCCCAUGUUCUCUUGAAUGAUGCCAUAGUAAAGGGUUAUCUCCCGGAUGUGUUUACUUUUAACACAUUGAUUGAUGGGUACUGUAAGAAAUUAAAAUUGGAUAGUGCUUUACUGCUUGUUGAAAGGAUGUGGACCCAUGGGGUCACCCCUGAUUCUGUCACUUACAACUCUGUGUUGAAUGGCCUCUGCAAGGCUGGGAAGACAAAAGAUGUUUUGGAAGUGUUUAAUGAAAUGGUCUCAAAGGGUUGUCGCCCUAACGUUAUCACGUAUAACAUAUUAAUUGAGAAUCUCUGUAAGGCCCAUAAAAUGGAGGAGGCUUCAGAGAUCAUAGUGAAGAUGAGGAGUGAAGGAUUGAGUCCUGACAUCGUUAGUUUCAAUACUUUGAUUCAUGGCUUUUGUAGGAAUAGCAAUCUCGAUGGAGCACAUGAAAUUUUUCGUAAAUUGGAGCACGAAAAGUUCUCUCCUACAAUUGAUUCAUAUAAUAUUAUGAUCAGUGCUUAUUCUAGCAAACUGAACAUGCAUAUGGCUGAGAAAAUUUUUAGUGAGAUGGUCAGCAAGGGUUGUUCACCUGAUGCAUAUACGUACCGUGUCCUUAUAGAUGGAUACUGCAAGAGUGGAAAUGUCGACAGGGCGUAUAAUUUUCUUAUUAGUAUGGUUAAUGAGGGACAUAUUCCAUCAAUGGCAACCUUUGGACGUGUAAUAAAUUGUCUUUCUGUAAACCACAGAUCUGAUGAAGCUGUUGGUAUCAUUUUGAUUAUGGUGAGGAAUGGAGUAGUUCCUGAAGUAGUCCAUACCAUUUUGAGUGCCGAUAAGAAGGCAAUAGCAGCACCGAAGAUCCUUGUAGAGGAAAUGUUGAAGAAAGGUCACAUCACUUACCAUGCCUAUGAACUUCUUUAUGAUGGAAUUAGAAAUAGUAAAGUGGUGAGGAAAAGGCGAUGGUUGAAAUUAAUCUAAGGUCGCUGACUCGCUGUGCUGGUCAACACUCUAAUUGAGCACAUUUUUGAAAGCUGAAUGAGUACCUUCUAUCACAUUGUCCUCCUGAAGAAACGCAAUCUUGUAAGAUUGGAACUAACCAAACGCAAGAACUAUAAGCAACUCAAGAUCCCUUAAGAGAUGAAAUCCUUUACUAUUGAGGGUAAUCAAGGUACAUUGAGAGUAACCAAGUUCCCCUGAAUGGAAGCUUUGUUGUGGAUAUAUGCAUGGUGGAGAGGGGGCCCAACAGAGACCAAAGACGACGUUCUGAGCCAAAACCACGAGCAAGUUACGUAACCAAAAGAGAGUUUUUCGCAGAACCUUGUUAAGAACAACGGUGGAUCCAUGUGCUGUUUCAUGUUAGAUCUGAAUUGGUGUUGCUGCUGCAAAGGGAUUUGCACCGGCACUGAUUAAAGGUAGCGCUUGGCUGUUCAGCUUGCUAAUCUUCUGAAGUCGCAAACUGCGAAAAAGGAUUUGAGAACUCCGCAUUCCGUGUCCAAUAGUAUAUCUCAAUUAUGUUUCACGGUUCGUACGCGAGUUUAAAAUAUAAUGUAUCUAUUUUCGAACAAGGCAUCAUGUUUAAUUACAAUGCUUUGUGGAGGUGAUUUUCGAAAUUGACCUUUUCCAGGAGCUACUGAACCCAAGAACGGUUGUGUAUGGUGGAAGCAUUGCGUUGGGAUUUUUAUAUUUUUUAAUAAAAAAAGAUGGAGUACUACUCAAAUGAA
Ananas comosus (pineapple) is the source of this 3370-nucleotide messenger RNA. Its product is annotated as putative pentatricopeptide repeat-containing protein At1g74580. The record is from RefSeq and is a predicted model, not a curated record. Gene Ontology annotation, molecular function: protein binding. The coding region runs from base 345 to 2627 and encodes 760 amino acids. Lineage: Eukaryota; Viridiplantae; Streptophyta; Magnoliopsida; Poales; Bromeliaceae. The transcript is spliced from 5 exons.